Messenger RNA from Alternaria arborescens, 1860 nucleotides. RefSeq lists its product as hypothetical. Gene Ontology annotation, molecular function: FAD binding; oxidoreductase activity. NCBI's taxonomy places the organism in Eukaryota, Fungi, Ascomycota, Dothideomycetes, Pleosporales, Pleosporaceae. The transcript has 2 exons. The record is from RefSeq and is a predicted model, not a curated record. The coding region runs from base 1 to 1860 and encodes 619 amino acids.
AUGUUGCGAUCCCUCAUUCUCGUAGCUCCCGCUCUCGCAAGUGCAGCAGCAACACCACCAUUCUGUCGUUCAACACCCUCGGAUGCAUCAUGGCCUACACUUUCUGAAUGGUCUUCCCUAAACGAAACGAUCGGCGGGUCUUUGAUACGUACUGUGCCCGUCGCAUCGUCCUGCUGGCCCGACGCCAAUGGCACCUUUGCCUCUCCUUCCCCUCGCUCUUGCCAGGAAGUCAACGAUAAAUGGACAAAUGGGACCUGGCACUCCCAACUUCCCGAGUCAAUUGACUACCAGCUGUAUGCAAAUAACUCUUGUUUGCCAGACGAAUCCGGAAGUUGGACGCAGAAGCAGGGAUGCAAGAUUGGUGCUCUGCCGCAGUACAUUGUCAACUCAACGGAGGAGGUUGAUGUCGCAGCUGCGAUGAAAUGGGCUGCUGAUCGUAACAUUCGGAUUGUUGUCAAGGGAACAGGUCAUGACCUCAACGGGCGCUCGAGUGGUGCUUUCUCCCUCUCCAUCUGGACCCGAUACUUCCGCAACUUGACUCGGGACACAGCCUGGCGUGCCACAAACAGCUCUUCGCCAGCUGAAGACGUCUUCAUAGUCGGCAGUGGCCAACAAUGGGGCAACGUCCUCAAGUUUGCGACAAGCCAAGGCCGUGUCGUAACAACAGGCCAGGACCCCAGUGUUGGGCUGGGCGGCUAUAUCCAAGGCGGUGGUCACGGUCCGUUGGCUCCUACCUACGGCCUUGCAUCAGCCCAAGUGCGCCAAGUGACCGUCGUGACAACCACCGGACACGUUCUUAUCGCGAAUGAAGUCCAGAACCAAGAUCUCUUCUGGGCACUCCGUGGCGGUGGUGCAGGACAAUAUGGCGUCGUUACCGAAUAUGUCAUCAAGCACCAUCCAGCACCUAGUAACGUCGUCAUGGCAAGUGUCCAGAUAACGCCUCAGGGUAGUUCGAAUGCCAGUAUGGAUGCAUCAUGGUCAGCAGCAGCCAGUUGGCUCAGCGCGCUCCCCGAUCUCAUGGACGCCGGACUCUCGGGCGCGGCCACCGUAGCAGUAGGAAGCACGGCACCAAAGUUCUUCCCAAACAUGGACGUAUCAAACGGCCCAUUCACUGGCAUCGGGCUCAACCAAGUCUUCUGGGCUUUCAACACCACGCCCGCCGCCGUACAAGCCCUCGUCCAACCCGUCUUGUCCAAGAUCCUCGCGUCCAACACAAACAACACCAGCACAAACACCUCCCUUGUCUCGACAUCAAUGACAGCUUCACACUUUGCAAACUACACCGCCUUCUUCAACGUCAUAUCCGGCGACAACGUGGCAGGCGGCGAAUCCCUAACUUCAUCCCGGCUCCUCGGCCGCCCAGAACUCACCCACACCCCUCACGAACAAGUUGUUUCCUACCUGAAAACCGCAAUGGCGAGUCAGAAUACCACCGACCCGGGUAACUACGCCACCAUUGGCCUCAGCGGCGGUCCCGGCGUGCACUCCACCCCGCCUGCACACUGGGGCGCUUUACACCCUGGCUGGCGGCGCGCAUACCUUCACUUCAUCGCCACAGGCGCGACUGUCGAUUCCAAGGCCGCUGGAUCUGCCAAGAAGGCGCUGCAGAUUGGCGCAGACUGGCAUGCCAAGGUUAAAGAGCCCAUGUGGGAGAAGUGGGCGCCGGGUUCUGGUGCGUACAUGAACGAGGCGAACCCAUUUAUGCCUACGUUCCAGCAAGCGUUUUACGGCAGCAACUACGAGGCGUUGAGGGAGGUCAAGCGCAAGUAUGAUCCUAGCGAGAGUUUGUAUGUGCUUUCGGGAGUGGGGACGGAGAGGUGGGAGUAUGAUCUUGAUAGUGGCAAGUUGUGUAAGUUUUAG